AUGGAAACCCCCCCAGACGUAUCACCCUCGCAAUCCCUGAAGCACUUCGCCCGUCAAAAAGCCCGCGUAGCCGCAUCAAACGCCACCGCAGCAAUCAACUCCAUGCUCGCCGCCGAUCUCAUGGGCCUCUGCCACUCAAUCACGGUCCUCGCCAUGAGCGCCCCCAUGCAAAUCCACCUCUUUGAAGCAACCUCCCCCAAGCACUUGUCCCGCCAGACAGGCAAGCACAAUCUAGCUCUCUGCAUGCUUGCCGUAAACGAGCUUAGGAAGUCGUACGUCGCUGCGGGUGCGGGCUACGCGCUGUUUGACAGGGCGAUUGGCAAGAUUGACGGGGCGCGCGGGAGGACCGAUGACCUGGAGUCGUGUGCACCAUCUGCAUCUGCGUUCCCACACGACGGGAGAAUGCACACGGAGCACCUUUGGACAAGUCAUCCCGAGGGCUACGAUAUAUCGGUCGAAGAUAUCGUUUCGGAUGUAUGGAGGCCUUUUCUCGACACAGGCCACGCUUGGAGUUAG
Didymosphaeria variabile is the source of this 516-nucleotide messenger RNA. RefSeq lists its product as uncharacterized. The record is from RefSeq and is a predicted model, not a curated record. The transcript has 2 exons. Bases 1 to 516 code for a protein of 171 amino acids. NCBI's taxonomy places the organism in Eukaryota, Fungi, Ascomycota, Dothideomycetes, Pleosporales, Didymosphaeriaceae.